GGAUGCUUACUGCUGAGACAUCUGGGUCUGAAUCAACAUGCUGACUUUUUUCAUUCUGCCGUCAUCAACACAGUCAUACAAAACAAAAUCUUUAUUGGCAGUCAUGGUCAAGCUGUACUACAAGAUGACUUUGCUUCCUCCAUGCAACGAGACAGUAAUGAGAUUACAUCAGUACAUGAUCAGAACUGGCUCCUGUCUCCUGGGGGAGUUAUGGAACAGGUUGUAGUUGGAUGUCAAGAUACGUCGCUUUCCUCUAUCACAGACUACCCAAUUCAUUUAGAAUACAACACGGAUCCCGCCAUGCCUCACUGGACUCUCCUAAAACCCAGCUGUCUGCCUGAUGAUGGGGACCAGUAGAUGUAAUCCCAGAGUGUACGACGGAGGAAGCGUCUUCUCUUCUAAUCAGCAUGGUGUGUGGAAGAGAUCCUCUACCACUGCAAACAGUUCCAAGUGACCUGAUGUUCGUCCUGCAAAUCGGCAGCACCACCAUUGAUAACCCAAGCUGUUCUGUCAACCUCACAUCCCCACACACCAAGAACAAGGCCAUCCUCCUACAAUACACAGUCAAUAACGGCAUCGACUGGCACCUGAUUGAAUCACAUGACCCAGUGGACUACCAGCGGGCACAGAGAUUGUCCUACAGCCUGCCUACGAGGGCCAAGGGUAGAGCUGUCAGGUUCCGUUGGUGGCAGCCUCAGCACGAUGGGCCAGAAAACGACCAAUGGGCGAUCGAUAACAUACAACUCGUUAUGUUACGAAGCCAUAUGUUAAACCGCUACCACCAGUGAAGGGCUAACGAGAGUUUGAUAUUAAUCAACACAUUACCAACUGGUUUGCAAUCUCGGGCCUCAUGACUUGCCGGUGUCUCCAAGAUUUAACAUUAUACCGUUUUAAGAAACACCUUUUUUGGUUAAUGAAAAGAUUGAACAACAAUUCAUUAUUACUCAUGAUAUUAGAAUUGCAAGAGGCUUUAAAGGCAGUGGACACUAUUGGUAAAUACUCAACAUAU
Molecule: messenger RNA, 1009 nt
Organism: Asterias rubens (European starfish)
Lineage: Eukaryota; Metazoa; Echinodermata; Asteroidea; Forcipulatida; Asteriidae
Product: reelin-like
Exons: 5
Coding region: 408-788 (126 amino acids)
Biological process (GO): neuron migration; central nervous system development
Molecular function (GO): lipoprotein particle receptor binding
Source: RefSeq, a predicted model, not a curated record